This is a messenger RNA of Hydractinia symbiolongicarpus, 2009 nucleotides long. RefSeq lists its product as uncharacterized. The transcript is spliced from 2 exons. Bases 499 to 1701 code for a protein of 400 amino acids. Lineage: Eukaryota; Metazoa; Cnidaria; Hydrozoa; Anthoathecata; Hydractiniidae. The record is from RefSeq and is a predicted model, not a curated record.
UAAAACGCCCUCACAAAAGUAUUAAUUAUUGAAGAUAUUAUUUCGGUUUGUCUGUUCAGUAUUCAUAUUACUGUGGAAAGUUUAUCAUUUCUUGAACAUGAUAGUUUAGUAGGCGACGUUUCGGGAGAUCCUUCUCCCAUCAUCGGGCAAAGUAAAAUGAUGUGGCGCAUGUAUAUAUAUAAUUGCAGAGGAUCGAAAUUCAAAAAAUAUAACCAAUCAGAAACGAGCUGAUAAUUACUGUUAAUUACGGUGAUUAACAUUUUCGGACCUAGAUGUAGGUAUCUACUUCUUCUGUAGGGCUGGUAACCAAAUCUCUAAAGUUGAUACGAGAUGCUGUUUAUGUGUUUGUUACGUUCUACACUUUUGAUGGUUUCUUUAAUCUUCCUGGCCGUUGUUCUGGAUUCUCUGUCAAUGAUUUUCUUCUCAUCCUAAUUAAACUGAUGACUUCUGCUCCAGCUGUGGUCCGCAAUUUCGUUUUUCAUAGCAGACGACGAAUGCAUGGUAUCAUUUGAUGUCACAUCCCUCUACACAAAUGUUCCCAUAAAAGACACCUUAAACAUCAUUAAAGACCUAAUCGAAAACAAUGCUGCAUUCGGUGAAAAGACAAAGAUUCCAGUACCGGAUUUUCUGCGUUUGGUCGAACUUGUUCUAACCAAAACAUGGUAUCUGUUUAAAAAGAACUUCUACACUCAAACAGACGGAGUUGCCAUGGGAGGCCCUGCAUCAUCAGUAGUCACAGAAAUAUACAUGCAAGCACACGAGACAACAGCAUUAGUCACAUCAGACAGACGUCCAAAGGAUUGGAGAAGAUUUGUUGACGAAGUAUUCGCCAUAAUUAAAAGAUCUCAUCUAGAAGAGUUCCAUGAACACAUCAUCGGCCUACAUCGACAAAUCAAAUUCACUGUUGAGCUUGAACACGAUGGAAGUAUCGCUUUCCUGGACACUUUGGUCAAACGCAAGAAUGGUUCCAUUUCAGUUUCCGUGUAUCGUAAACCAACACACACUGACCAGUACCUUAACGUCGAAUUAAGACAUCAGAAAUCUUGCAAAGAAAGUGUCAUAUCUGCAUUACUGAAUCGUGCCAACAGCGUAGUCAGUGACAAACAGGAGAGGAAAAUAGAAAUUCGACGUGUAAGAAAUGCAUUAAUCGGAAAUGGAUACAGUCAUAAAGUCAUCACGCAAGUAGAAAAUAAAAUAAAGAGAAGAUGCAACGGAGACAGCAAGGAAACAUCAGAGGAAUUUAUCGCAGCAGCAUUCCUACCCUUCGUACCAGGUACCAGCGAGAUCCUUCGUCGAGUUUUAAGGCAACACAAGAUCAAAUUCUUAACUCUAAAGAGCACUUUGUCUAAACCAAAAGACAAAAUAAACCUGGAAGAACAAAGCAAUGUUGUUUACGAAAUCCCGUGCAAAGAUUGUGAUGCAGUGUAUAUAGGUGAAACAAAAAGAAAGUUUAAGCAACGAGUACAAGAACAUAUGCGCGCAGUGAGAAACAGAGAUGUGAAGAAAAACGAAAUUGCGGACCACAGCUGGAGCAGAAGUCAUCAGUUUAAUUGGGAUGAGAAGAAAAUCAUUGACAGAGAAUCCAGAACAACGGCCAGGAAGAUUAAGGAAACCAUCAACAGUGUAGAACGUAACAAACACAUAAACAGCAUCUCGUAUCAACUUUCUGAGAUUUGGUUACCAGCCCUACAGAAGAAGUAGAUACCUACAUCUAGGUCCGAAAAUGUUAAUUACCGUAAUUAACUGUAAUUAUCAGCUCGUUUCUGAUUGGUUAAUUUUUAUGAAUUUCGAUCCUCUGCAAUUAUAUAAAUACAUACGUAACAUCAUUUUACUUUGCCCGAUGAUAGGAGAAGGAUCUCCCGAAACGUCGCCUACUAAACUAUCAUGUUCAAGAAAUGAUAAACUUUCCACAGUAACAAAUUUCGAUAUUGUUCUACUACUGAUAAUUAUUGGUUCAGUUGGAUACCUUAUUUCAUGCUUGGGCUUUAUUGGAAUGAUACAGAGACGAG